ACCGUCAGUACGGUGAAACUUGCAGCGGCCGCUGGUAAUUUCAAUUACCCAGAUGCUGAUUCGGGAAAUGCCGCUUUUCCCAAUCCUGCCAGGCCAAGCCCGCCGCCAAGACCCUGGCGGUUGGACCUUGGCUCGCCUGGGAAAAGAAUACUGAGAAGAUCCAUCAAAUUUGCUCUCGAAAAGGGUGUUCCUCUUAUCGGGUUGUCCUGUGUGUUCCAGCCUUGCAUUAGAUAUGAAGUCUAUCCAGUCAGUCAAUUUAUACAAAAGGAGAAAAAUAUCGCAAGCCCUUCCUUAUCUGCUGCCAAGCAUCUGGGGUCAACCGUCAAGGAACAUGGCGCAAGAAUACGCCACGCUUUGUCCUGCUCGUUCCUCUUUUCCCCUUUGUCCACCACACGAUCUCCGUCUCAAAAUUGGGGGUUUGGAGUCGUCCUCUGCUUUCUCGGACCAGUAUAUCCGCCGUUGUCUGACUGUCUCACAUUAUUCAAACUGGUCAUAAUGUUUCCCCUGGUGGACUAAUUCUAGUUACCUACUAGUUGGUUAGUCUCUACCUGGUCAGGGUUCGGAGGUGGAGUCCCUGGCCCUCUUCAUUGGAUCACCACAUCGCCUAAGACGGUGUCUUCCCGGAGAUUCCAAGUAGGGCAGACACCACAAUGGUUCUACUAAGCUACUAGUCAAGAACAUGUCUCACUGGCCCCCUCUUUCCCCCGAAUUCGACCCAUCGGAAUGGCCGGUUCGCUCAUCUGCCGCUCUUUGUGCCUGGCAGAAGCAUUAGCCCCAGCUCGUGGCAGCG
Molecule: messenger RNA, 790 nt
Organism: Aspergillus welwitschiae
Lineage: Eukaryota; Fungi; Ascomycota; Eurotiomycetes; Eurotiales; Aspergillaceae
Exons: 1
Coding region: 233-496 (87 amino acids)
Source: RefSeq, a predicted model, not a curated record